GUGACAGAGGCCUCGGUGUACUCAGGAGUUUGUACAGAGAUCUUCAAAAGAGAGAGUGUGAUCUUCCAGAAACCAGUCUACUGCUUUGUUCAUCUGAGCAUUCAGGAGUUUCUGGCUGCUGUCUACAUGUUCCACUGUCACACCAACAGGAAGAGAAAGGUGCUGAAGAUGUUUCUAAAAUCAAAAUCUUUAAUCAAGAUGAUUUCCAGUGUUUUUGAUAACAAAGAUCUCCAAUCACUUGAUGUAUUUCUGAGGAGAGCCAUGAAGAAAUCCCUCCAGAGUAAAAAUGGCCACCUGGACCUGUUUGUUCGCUUCCUUCAUGGCCUCUGUCUGGAGUCCAACCAGAGACUCUUAGUAGGUCUGCUGGGUCAGACAGAGAUCAGUCCAGGAACCAUCCAGAGAGUCAUUAAGAACCUGAAGAAGAUGAACAGAUAUGAAAUCUCUCCUGACAGAAGCAUCAACAUCUUCCACUGUCUGAUGGAGAUGAACGACCUCUCAUUAUUUCAGGAGAUCCAAGAGUUCCUGAAGUCAGAGAACAGAUCACAGAAGAAACUCUCUGCGAUCCAGUGCUCAGCUCUGGCCUUCAUGCUGCAGAUGUCAGAGGAGGUUCUGGAUGAGUUGGACCUGCUGAAGUACAAAACAUCAGUGCAGGGACGACUGAGGCUGAUUCCAGCUGUGAGGAACUGCAGAAAGGCUCGACUGACUCACUGUCAACUCUCAGAGUCUCACUGUGAAGUUGUGGCCUCAGCUCUGAAGUCCAACCUCUCCCAUCUGACAGAGCUGGACAUGAGUUGGAACAACCUGCAGGAUUCAGAGAUGAAGCUUCUGUGUGCUGGACUGGAGAGUCCAAACUGUCGACUGGAGACUCUGAGACUUUCUUUGAUACUGUGUCCAAAAGGAGCAGCUUUUACUUUGAAGGGGAGCCGUCUCUGUUUCCUCUUCAGUUUGCAUGAUGGAAGCAAAUGA
Oreochromis niloticus (Nile tilapia) is the source of this 966-nucleotide messenger RNA. Its product is annotated as NLR family CARD domain-containing protein 3-like. Lineage: Eukaryota; Metazoa; Chordata; Actinopteri; Cichliformes; Cichlidae. The record is from RefSeq and is a predicted model, not a curated record. The transcript is spliced from 3 exons. The coding region runs from base 127 to 966 and encodes 279 amino acids.